CGCGGCGCGCCGCUCGCCUCAACAUCUUAUCUUCUUCUUCUUCUUCUUCUUCUUCUUCUUCUUCCCCACGAUAAACACGUACGCGCGCGCCUACUCGCGGCCUCAGCUUCUCCUCUCUCUCUCUCCUCGUACGCGCCAACAAGCAGCAGCAACUACACUAGUACGUAGGUACGUAGUAGGCUUGCAUACUCUGGCUCCAUGGCGGCCGCGGCGGCGGCGGCGGCCCCGCGGCACCACCACCACCACGUCGUCGUCGGGAGCAGCCGCUCUGCGCCCGUGUCGGUGUCGGUGUGCGUGCGGCGGUGGUGCGGGGGCGCGUCGUCGUCGGCGUUGCUGCGGGUGGGGAUGAUCGGGGGCGCCUCCGCGUCGUCGGCGGAGGGGAGGGGGAGGAGGAGGUGGUGGCGGCGGGGUAGGAGGGCGCUCCGGGUGCGCGCGGCGGCGGGGAUGGACAUCGCGAGCGCGGUGGAGGUGAUCAACGACCUGGGGUUCGACACGCUCACCUUCCUCGGCGUCACCGUGCUGGUCGUCCCGGCCUUCCGCGUCGUCAAGGCCAGCCCAAUUCUUGGCUUCUUCUGCGCCGGCGUCGUGCUCAACCAGUUCGGCCUCAUCAGGAACCUCACCGAUGUCAAGCUCCUCUCCGAGUGGGGGAUUCUCUUCCUGUUGUUUGAGAUGGGGCUGGAGCUCUCACUGUCUCGCCUUAAGGCUCUUGCCAGAUACGCCUUUGGGAUGGGUUUGCCUCAGGUUCUUUUGUCAACCCUUGCUUUCACGGCGUUCGAGCUUCCUCCUAAUGGUGCUAUUGGAACCAAGAUUUUGCAGUUCCUCUUUGAUUCAAGACCUGAUCUGGUGAAUAUCAGGAGCGUUGAUGAAGCAAUAGUAAUUGGGGCUGCCCUCUCACUAUCCUCAUCUGCUUUUGUCCUUCAGCUUCUUGCUGAGAAAGGUGAACUCCCAACAAGAUUUGGCUCAGCUACACUGGGAAUCCUCCUCCUGCAGGAUAUUGCUGUUGUUCCUCUCUUGGUCAUACUCCCUGUGCUAGAGAGUCAGAAUGUGGUGGAGCAAAGUGUGUGGCCAAUGUUAUUAGCUGAAAGUCUAAAAGCACUCGGUGGACUUGGCCUACUUUCCCUUGGAGGGAAAUACCUCAUCAGACGCAUCUUCGAGUUUGUUGCAGAGUCAAGGAGCUCAGAAGCAUUUGUUGCACUCUGUCUUCUUACGGUUUCAGGAACAUCCCUUCUCACGCAAUGGUUGGGAUUUAGUGAUACAUUAGGUGCAUUUCUGGCUGGGGCCAUUCUUGCAGAGACAAAUUUCCGUACCCAAAUUGAAGCUGACAUAAGGCCAUUCAGAGGUUUGCUGCUUGGGUUGUUCUUUGUGACUACAGGAACUUCUAUUGACAUGGAGCUUCUCAUCCGGGAGUGGCCUAAUGUUCUGUCACUGUUGGGAGGCCUUAUUGCAAUCAAGACAUUGAUAAUUACUGCAAUAGGCCCAAGAGUUGGGCUAACUCUUCAAGAAAGCGUAAGGAUAGGAUUGCUGCUUUCUCAAGGAGGAGAAUUUGGUUUUGUGGUGUUUUCGUUGGCAAACAGGCUUGGUGUCCUACCACUUGAGUUGAAUAAACUGCUCAUCAUUGUUGUUGUACUGUCUAUGGCGCUAACUCCAUUACUCAAUGAAAUUGGAAGAAGGGCAGCAGGGAUCAUCGAUGAGAAAUCAGAAACAAAAGAAAAACCAGCUGAGAUGGUGAAUUAUGAUGCCACUGAACCUAUUGUGAUUCUUGGUUUUGGAGAAAUGGGAAAGGUCCUUGCAAAGUUUUUGUCUGCACCAUUAUCUUUUGGGCUUGACAAAGAUGCGGAAGGUUGGCCAUAUGUUGCAUUUGAUCUAAAUCCUGCUGUCGUAAAGUCAGCUAGAAAAUCAGGCUUUCCAGUGCUAUAUGGAGAUGGUUCACGCCCUCUUGUUCUGCAAUCUGCCGGCGUAUCUUCUCCGAAAGCUGUCAUGGUCAUGUAUACUGGAAAGGAAAAGACAAUUGAGGCUGUCAACAGAUUGCGGCAAGCUUUUCCUGGCGUUCCAAUGUAUGCAAGGGCUCAAGACAUGUCACAUUUGUUAGAUCUAAAGAAAGCAGGUGCAACAGAAGUUGUUCUGGAAAACGCUGAGACUAGCUUGCAACUAGGCUCGAUGCUUUUGAGAGGACUGGGUGUCAUGUCUGAUGAUGUAUCCUUCUUUAGUAAGCUUGUGAGAGACUCAAUGGAGUUACAAGCUCAGGAAGCACUCAACAACAUCGAAAAUCGAGAAAUUGAUAUCAUGAAGCCACUUGAGAUAAGAAUAUCAGACUUGGUUGAGCGCAAUGGGAAUGGUUCAAGAAUGAUAGCCCAGGAGGAUUCACUAAGGCUAAGUAGUCGCCCAAACAUACCACUAAUUGAAGCAACUCUAGAGGACCGAAUACCCGAAACUACAGGGGAAAAUGACCAGACUGGAUAUGACUUCAACAACAUAGAUUCUGAAGAUGGUGUCAAAUAUUGUCUCUUGGAAGCUAGUGAUGACGAAGCGAAGCCUCCAAUUCAAGCAAGGAAAUGAUCGACCAAUCUGUAUAGCGCCACUAGUAAAGAACCAAGAUACUAAACUUCCACUUCUAGGAUCAAGCCCAUAGAAUGGUAGCCAGGCAGAGCAGAAGUUCAGACCUGGCACUUCUCUUGCAAUUGGACAUAUGCCUAUAGCUUACAUGCAGCAUAUAUUUCUGAGGACUGGAUUGAUGGUUAUCAGUGAAGGGCAUAUGAUCACUGGAUUAUAUGUCACUCAAUCCUAAAUCAUGCUGCAGAUAGAGAAAAAUUUCAGCUGACAAACCUGAUACUCAUAUACCUACUGAUGCAGCUCAGAGUGCCAGACUGAAGGAUCACCAUCCAGAAUUCAGAAUAGCAUUUUUACUUUUUACAGGACCCUUAAUUUGUUCAGUUAGGACGACACCUAUAUGCAUAUAUAGAUGCACAUUCCUUACACAAUUGUGCUGUAUUUGUAGCGUAUAUCGGACCGAACAUUAAUUCCUGUACCAAUUCAGGUACGCACAGAGAAUUACAGAAAUAGUAUUGCAGUCAUCGUGGAUUUGUGAUA
This is a messenger RNA of Oryza sativa Japonica Group (Japanese rice), 3087 nucleotides long. The record is from RefSeq and is a predicted model, not a curated record. Lineage: Eukaryota; Viridiplantae; Streptophyta; Magnoliopsida; Poales; Poaceae.